UGCCUACUGGCACUCUGGCAGUACCAUAGAAAAAAUUAGAAAAAAUUUUUAGAAUUUUUUCGGGAUCUUUUGAUUCAACUUAUUUUUAGAAGAUUAAACAGUUUCUCAGAGUUUGUAAUCUAACCUGGUAAGCCGAGAGAACGCACGGUGGGGUGGACCGGUUAUUCUGUUUCGACUUCCUAUCUAUGGUGGUUGAGGGGACUCACAUGAGCCUCACUCAGUGUUUUCGGAGCUGCCGUCGACUCGUCGCAGACGAUCAUCUGGUCCUGGUGGCUAGCAGUGGGUUCCCUCGUCCACCGAUGCGAGAGGUGAUAGCUGGCCAUGGCAAACAAGACAGCCAAAGAAGCGGUGUCAAUUCGUGGAACUGAUCCGCAGAAACUGAUCGAUCACAUUAUCCGUACGCGAAUCUAUGAUUCAGUUUACUGGAAGGAGGAAUGCUUUGCCUUAACUGCGGAGUUAAUUGUGGACAAGGCUAUGGCGCUGCAAUACAUCGGUGGUAUGUAUUCGGGAAACGCCAAGCCAACACCGUUCCUUUGCCUGGUCCUAAAACUGCUGCAAAUCCAGCCCGAAAAGGAAAUCAUCCAUGAAUUCAUACAGAAUGAGGAAUUCAAGUAUGUGCGCGCCCUGGGAGUAUUUUACUGGAGACUUGUGGGAGUUUCGAAGGAAGUCUACGAAGAACUGGAACCGAUUUACAAAGACUACAGAAAACUGUUAUACAUGGACAAAAUGGGGAAGUUCGAGGUUGUACAUAUGGACGAACUAAUUGAUAAUCUCUUGCACAUGGAGCGCUAUUGCGACGUAAUCCUUCCCGUAAUGCAGAAGCGCAUCGUGUUGGAAGAGAACAACUUAAUAGAACCGCGGGCCAGCGCUCUGGACGAUGAGCUGCACGGGCUGCAGGCACAGCGGGAGCAGCGCUUCGAUGAUCUGGAGCGGCCGCCCAUUCCCAAAAAGCCUCCCAUCGUCGGACCCCUGCCGUUACGCGCUCGCUCAUCGUCCUCCUCUUCCAGUUCGUCCAGCUCUUCUUCCAGUUCUAGUGAAGACGACAAACGCCGGAAAAAACCAACAGUAACCGUUCGGCGGCGCAGCCGAAGUCGAUCGCCACUACCACGCCGGCGCGAGUCGCCCGGACGCGGACGCGACCGACAGGGUCACGAACGGCGACGUUCCAGGUCGCAUUCCAGGGACAGAUAUCGUCGAGACGGACGGGACAACAGAAAGCGUAGUCCUGAUAGGCGAAAUAAAUACUGAAUUGUUUUCACUAGGUUUUCUGGACGUUCAUAUUUCUUUUCUCACAUUUGCACGAAUGCUUUAGAUGUAAACGCGCUUGUCAUGCAUCUGUUGUUCUUUGUUACUCUUAUACGUUGUAUCUAUACUACUCUAGUUUGACUUUAUGUAAUUAGUAGAUUCGCGAAUAACUAUGUAAUAACUACUACUAUGUAAUUAGUAGAUUCACGAAUAACAAGAGUACAGUAAUAAUUUUGGUUUCUACUUUCUUGCAAUUUUAUUGCAUUGCAGAAUUGUGUACUUACGAUUAUUACUUGUACUUACGAAUAAAUCCUCA
Molecule: messenger RNA, 1561 nt
Organism: Paramacrobiotus metropolitanus
Lineage: Eukaryota; Metazoa; Tardigrada; Eutardigrada; Parachela; Macrobiotidae
Product: pre-mRNA-splicing factor 38A-like
Exons: 3
Coding region: 322-1248 (308 amino acids)
Cellular component (GO): precatalytic spliceosome
Source: RefSeq, a predicted model, not a curated record